Molecule: messenger RNA, 3756 nt
Organism: Coprinopsis cinerea okayama7#130
Lineage: Eukaryota; Fungi; Basidiomycota; Agaricomycetes; Agaricales; Psathyrellaceae
Product: RNA-dependent RNA polymerase
Exons: 4
Coding region: 1-3756 (1251 amino acids)
Biological process (GO): siRNA processing
Cellular component (GO): nuclear RNA-directed RNA polymerase complex
Molecular function (GO): RNA-directed RNA polymerase activity
Source: RefSeq, a predicted model, not a curated record
AUGGAGAUCCAUAUGAAGGGCCUCAACUUCAACUUCGAUCGCACUCGAAUCAUUCUCAGCUUGGCUUAUGUUCUGCAUGGCCCCGACUUCCUGGCCCCUUCUGCGCCGAUAUACAACUUCCAUGUCCACCUCCUCCCAGACAAGCGCUUUAUGAGGCUUCACUCGGGUACAGGCUUCCUGACGCUCCCGACAAUGGAAAUCGGGGCACGGUUUCUUCAAUUAUAUGGCCCUGGAGGCGCCAAAGCAGUUGAACUGGACGGGAGAAGAGUUAUGUUCAACAAAAGUCGGAAGGAUACACCCCGCCCAGAUGCCUUGGCGACCAUUCGACUGAUGCCGUAUAGGGAUCCGCGGCAGGUGGAGAAAGAGGAAAAGAGGGCAGCGGAACUGGAAUCCUCACAGGUUCCAAUCAAUGCCAUCCAGUUUGGUUGGGAUUGCCGUGAUGGCAUUCUUUCCAUCGAAGCUGAGGACAGACCCCGCAAGUGCACCCUCAGUUUUGAUGAAGAGAAUCGUCGAUAUUGCGUCGCCUUCAUUGGAGGUGAUGGAGACACGUAUGUCAUCGCAUUCCGAGCACCGUCCAUUGACUAUAUGUCCGCCCAUUCCUACCUCGAGCAAGAGUAUGCCUUGGUCAUUUUCCUCAACGACCCGCCGACAUACCAAAGGAUUCCAAGGGAUGGGUCCUCGCAACUCGCGGGGUCGUCCGAGUCGCUAGAUUGGCUCGCCGCAUUUCUCAAGGCUCUGGAGAUCACCAAUUCAAAUUCACCCCCUAUCCCCCGACAGCAGCUCUCGUUUUUACCGAUAGAGGGUCACAAACGUGUUGCGCCUUUUGCUUCAUUGGUCCUCCGUCUCGUGUUUCGCGACCGAGGUGGCCUCGAUCAAUUCGAGCACCUCCGCAAGCUUGCCAACGCCCGGCGUGCGGAUGAUUAUGAAUACCCCAUCGACCGUCGUGGUUUAUUCUCCCAGAUGCGCAUGGACCUCCUCCAGGAACACAUUCGCAGCCUGGAAUGGGACGUCGCCUACCAGGUGGAGGCAAUCGUCGGCGAUCGGUCCAUCGAUAUCAAGGAGAUGCUGGAGAUUAUUCCCGAUAUUCACCGACUUACGAGGUCGAAGGGCAGCGAGUACACGGCGACUUUCCUGAAAGCCUUUGGCAACAAUCUCAAAGCAUUGUACAUUCACGGCGGAGAUCAGUACGACGAUGAUCCCGACAACGCCGUCAGGCGUUGCUUCAAUGAAACCGAAGACGGCUUUGCAAAAACGUAUGGCUCGCCGUCGCUAGAAGCCACAGAUGGGAGCAAUUACCAAUCCCUUCAUGUUACAGUCACCCCAACGGCGAUUUUCCUCGAGGGCCCAUACCCAGAGCAGUCCAACAGGGUCAUCCGCGCAUACGAUCCACAGCAUCACUCCUCCUUCCUUCGAGUCACUUUUGCCGACGAGGGGAGACUUCAAUACAGGUCGUCUGACCGCCAGGUCGACCAUAAAGCCUUUGUAAGGGCUCGCUUUGGAGACAUCCUCCUCAACGGCCUUGAAAUCGCCGGUAGAAGAUUCGAAUUCCUGGCCUAUUCCAUGUCGGCUUUGAAGGAACAUUCUGUCUGGUUUGUCAAACCUUUCGAUGUCAUCGAGAAUGGGCAUAGGGUGACGGUGACGGCCGAUUCGAUAAUUCAAAGUUUAGGCACCUUCGAUGGGCUGGACUUCGAGCCCAGGUUGAUGCACUGUCCAGCAAGAUACGCAGCCAGAAUCUCGCAAGCGUUUACGGCAACAGAUCUCUGUACCAUCGAGGUCCAAGACCUGGAAAUAACGGUCAUUGACGAUAUCGAGGUUACCUCGGGAGGCCACAAGUGGACACACACCGAUGGUGUAGGAACCAUGUCCCCGAUGGCAUCCAGGGCCAUCUGGAAGGCUCUCCCCAAGAGGAAAGGACCUGCCCCUGCUGCAGACCAAGUACGGAUUGGCGGUGCCAAAGGAAUGCUGUCGGUGGAUUACACCCUAACCGGGCACAAGAUUUGUCUCCGGCCUUCCAUGGUCAAGUUCGAAGCACCCACUCGCAAAUACAUCGAGAUCGCGCGGGCCUUUGACCGCCCCACUCCUUACUACCUCAACCGCCCGCUCAUCAUGAUCCUAGAGGGCCUCGGCGUUCCUUACAGUACCUUCGAACACUUCCAAGACCGUGCUGUUCGCGAAACUAGGCAGGCAGCUUCGUCACUCAGGCGGGCCGCCUCCAUGCUGGAUUCUUACGGCUUAGGGUCAUCGUUCAGAUUGUCAUCGGUCAUGAACAGCCUCGACAGGCUGGGUAUUCGACACCUGAAUCCAGACAAGUUCUACUCAAAGGCCAUGGAGUUCGCGAUUAACCACGUCCUUCGAGAUCUCAAGAACCAUGCUCGUAUUCCCAUCCCUGGAGCCUGGACGUUGGUGGGUGUAGCAGACGUCCACAGAUUCCUCCAACCGGGAGAGAUCUUUGCAUACGUCAAGCCCACAAACGAGAAGGGUUUCUAUCUCGAGGGCGACAUCCUCAUCUCUCGUUCCCCGUGCAUCCACCCCGGCGACGUGCGGAUUACCCGCGCUAUUGGUCCCCCUCCUCCAGGCUCGCCGUUUGAGCGCGAACCUCUGGCCAACACUGUCGUGUUCAAUGUCUUAGCAUCUUGUCUUGGUGGCGGGGAUUUGGAUGGCGACACCUAUAACCUUCUUCCUUUGUCCGAUCCCGCCCUUCAGGGAUUCAGGCCAACCCGAAUCCCCGAACCGUCGCAAUACGCUCCCGCGGAAAAGAGAUAUCUUGAAGAGAAGAGUACGAUGCGUGAUGUUGCAGAAUUCGUCUUGGAAUACAUUCUCUCUGACGUUCUUGGUAUGGUCUCUAUUAACUGGCGCAUCAUUGCAGACCAGAGCCGCCACGCGUACCUCGCCACCUAUCCCACAGCAAACGGUGACCCAGAUUCGACCGGGAUUUUCGAUUCUGACUGCAUGCUCCUCGCCGACCUCCACAGCGCUGCAGUGGACUAUCCAAAAUCCGGAACCCCUGUAGACUUCAAGAAAAUCCCAAGGUUGAAGCACAAGCUGAAGCCGGAUUGGAAUGCCCCGGAAACGCUGGAUGCCCAAGCGUUGUCUGAGAAAUACUAUGUUAGCUCCACCGCUCUUGGAAAACUCUUCCGGCGCAUCGAACUCCCGGUCGAAAAGGGCACAGUCGACGGGGCAUACGAGCAACAUAGGCGCAGGAGACGUAGACGAGGAAGGACAGGGGCCCAAGAAGACGAGCCGAUGCUAAACCAAGAUCGCUACUUCAACAUCAUCGCAGAGGAAGUGGAAAACUACUUGGACGAGGAAAUGUUGGUGGAGGAGUAUCACAGCAUGGAAGAGAUCAAAGGCAUUCUUUCCCGGUUCACCACGGAGCUCGAGGCCAUUUGCUUCAGCCACACCCUCUCCACCGGCCGCGACGCUUCACUAACAGAGGCGGAAGCCCUCAUUGGCACCAUCAGUCAGAAAACGUCGCAACCCAAGAGGCGAAAAGAGUUGAUGUCCAAGCUGCGAGAAAAAACUGACCUGUUGGUGCGAGGGACACGAGAAGUUCUGGAAGGUCCGGAUACCUCGAGUUUGGAGGUAUAUUUACAGCGAGCUUGGAACGCUUGGCAGCUGUCUCUCGAGCGUGGUACUCAGUUUGGAGCCCAGAGCUUUGGGUGGGUUACACUGGGCGCAGUGUUUGACGCAAUGAAGCGGAUUGAAGAAAGAAACAUGGAGGAGGAAUUUGGAGCGCAUCGGAGGCAUCUCAACUAG